This is a messenger RNA of Carlito syrichta (Philippine tarsier), 676 nucleotides long. Its product is annotated as histone acetyltransferase type B catalytic subunit. Gene Ontology annotation, molecular function: histone binding; histone H4 acetyltransferase activity. The transcript has 3 exons. The record is from RefSeq and is a predicted model, not a curated record. Gene Ontology annotation, biological process: subtelomeric heterochromatin formation. Bases 1 to 462 code for a protein of 153 amino acids. Gene Ontology annotation, cellular component: nucleus. Lineage: Eukaryota; Metazoa; Chordata; Mammalia; Primates; Tarsiidae.
AUGUUAUUCUGUUUUAUUUCUUUAGCGGAAGAUCCAUCCAAAAGCUAUGUGAAAUUAAGAGACUUUGUGCUUGUAAAGCUUUGUCAAGGUUUGCCCUGUUUUUCCCGGGAAAAGUUAAUGCAAGGAUUCAAUGAAGAUAUGGCGGUAGAGGCACAACAGAAGUUCAAAAUAAAUAAGCAACAUGCUAGACGGGUUUAUGAAAUUCUUCGACUACUGGUAACUGACAUGAGUGAUGCUGAACAAUACAGAAGCUAUAGAUUGGAUAUUAAAAGAAGACUAAUUAGCCCAUAUAAGAAAAAGCAGAGAGAUCUUGCUAAGAUGAGAAAAUGUCUCAGACCAGAGGAAUUGACAAACCAGAUGAACCAAAUAGAAAUAAGCAUGCAACACGAACAGCUGGAAGAAAGCUUUCAGGAAUUAGUGGAAGAUUACCGACGCAUUAUUGAACGACUUGCUCAAGAGUAAUAUACAACGUACAGGAGGCUUGCAAAUUUCUGUACAAUGUGCUGUGAAAAAUCUGAUUAUGACUUUAAUUUUAAGAUCUUGAAAUACCUUACUUACAUUGAAAGUUAUCUAUCUUUAGUUGAGUAUUUUCUUUGAAAGAUUGUAUAUUUUAAAAUACUGUUUAGAGUUUAUGGGCAUAUAUUGCAUUCAGAAAAAGAUAUAGCUUCUGAAAUAC